Molecule: messenger RNA, 8649 nt
Organism: Uranotaenia lowii
Lineage: Eukaryota; Metazoa; Arthropoda; Insecta; Diptera; Culicidae
Product: unconventional myosin-Ia-like
Exons: 20
Coding region: 964-4737 (1257 amino acids)
Biological process (GO): vesicle transport along actin filament; actin filament organization
Cellular component (GO): plasma membrane; myosin complex; cytoplasm
Molecular function (GO): ATP binding; actin filament binding; microfilament motor activity
Source: RefSeq, a predicted model, not a curated record
AUAAGUUUGUCACACACGGAAAAACGAGCUCGCGGAGGAAAAAUUAUUGCUAGCGCCUGAUUAGGGCGUCGAUUGGUGCCAAAAGUAUUCGGAAAUUGUGCUUCCCGAUCCGUGACAUCCGGUAUCGUUCGAGUUCCGUCGAUUCGGUCGCGACAAGAGGCCUUUUAGCGCCAGGAAAAUGUGACCCGUGCCUGAAAAGUGCCAAUUCUCAAAGGGUAGUUUUUCCAAGGGGUGGAAUGCAAAAACUACCCCCCAUACCACCACCAUCACCACACUUCGAGUUUUCAUUCCUGCCUGAUGAUGAUGGGAAGGAUGUCACCAUACCACGGUGAGUGAGUAGACAACGAGGACGACCGAUUGUCUCUGUUUGGUUCCAUUCCAGCACUCUUCUGCUGUGUGCUCGUUCUGUGUAGCAAUAAAUAUCAUCCUGCCUGAAGGAGAGGUGGAGCGAAAGUGGGGUCGAUUGGUUGCAUACCCAUCGGGCGCUUUCUAACCUAAAAGAAAAAAAUGUGUGAGCGAUGUUACUAGCGAAUUAAUGUUUCCAACCCAGUAACCUAGAGAGGAAAAGAUAAAAGUGCUUCAGAUACGAGCCUUUAAAAAAAAAACGAAAGAAAACAGAAGAAAGGAGUUCAAGUGCGUGUUCAAGGAUUCGUUCGCAAAAUUUGCCCUAUUUAGCUUAUCCGUAAUCCAGUUUGUUCGUUCCUGUUCGGGUUCGCGUGUGUUGUGGAUUGAAAAUGUUUCCUAUCGUCAUCAAGGUUCAAUUGAACUUUUGCUGAAAACAUCCAGUAUCCAGUAAAUAAGCUGCAUUUGAGAAGGAAGCACGAUGUAAGCUGGAAGCGAGAAACUCCUACCGGAUUUAUCGAUACUAUACACUACAACGAGGACUAGUGGAAAGACACUAGCAAAAUACUACAACAGAAUUUACUCGCAAAAGAGCUACUAAAACGACAAAACUAGUCAAACAUGAUGAUGAUGGAACAGGAAAUCGGAAGCUGGGACUCGGUUUUGCUGGAAAACCUUUCCGAGGACAGUUUCAUUACCAAUCUUCAUCAGCGCUACAAACGGGAUUUGAUUUAUACUUACAUUGGCACAUUUCUGGUGGCUCUCAAUCCGUACAAACCGUUGGCAAUCUACACGCCGGAUCUGGUGCGGAAGUAUGCCAACAAGAGCCUUUUCCAGCUACCACCGCACAUCUUUGCACUGGCCAACUCGGCCCACCAGUUCUUGCUCAACUACAACGAGGACCAGUGCAUUGUGAUGUCCGGUGAAAGCGGGGCCGGAAAAACCGAAUCCGCCCGGAUGAUUGUCCACUUCCUGACGCAGCUGUCGGAGAUGCGCCGCAGCCGGACCCCCGUGUUUGCUUUGAAAGGAUCCAACCCGAGCUCCCGGCAAACGACACCGAAGCACUGUACCAUAACCCGAGUGGGAUCAUCGUUCGAGAGCGGUUCCGGUACAGGGGGGGCUGGUCGGCUGGACAGCAUCAUGAAGUACAACACCUCGAGGAAAUGUUCGCACGAAAAAACGGUCGAGUUCGAUCUGAUUGCACAUCACAAGAGUACCGAGAAUUUGGCAGCCAUGGCCAUGGGUAGUGGUCCCGGCAGUGGGAGCUUCUCGACCGGAAGCACACCGAAAUGUCUGAAACACUCGAACCAAUCGAUCAGCCGAUCAACGGAAGGAAGUGAUUUCCCCACCAAGUCCACUCUAAAGUCAGCCUUUGCUUCCCCCGCCAGUUGUCCCAGGCACAAUUGUACUAGCGCCGGAAGUAGCCACAUGGAUCUGCAUCGAAUGUGCGGUGGUGGUUCGUUCAAUUCUCCGUCCUUGCAGAAGCGAUGCAAUUUGGGUAGAUGCUGCCAUCAGAGCAGUACCCGAUCUAUCCACAAGUCUUCCUCGUCGAUUGCGCUGACCUAUGACCACAGCAAUAAUAUGUCGCCUUCGGUGCACCGGAGACAGAUCCUGAAGUCGAUCACCAAGGAGGUGUACCUGCGAGAUCUGGAACUGUACCGAAUGCGGGACCGGGUGGCACACGCUGAAGUGUUCCUGGAGGCCAUGGGCAAUGCUUCGACCAUCAAAAACAGCAAUUCGAGCAGAUUUGGAAAAUUUUUCGAUAUAGAAUUCGACUACAAGGGAGAUCCGGCCGGAGGACAUCUCACUUUGUAUAUGUUGGAAAAGUCACGUGUAACAUCGCGCAGUCCCGGAGAACGAAAUUUCCAUAUAUUUUACCAGCUACUGUCGGGCGCUGACAUUCAUUUGCUCAAAUCACUGAGAUUGCAGCGCAACAUCGAUAAGUACGACUUGCUCAAAUACAGUUUCACGAACGAGGACGAUCGCACCAAUUUUGGCUUUACGAAGCGAUCCCUGGAGGUGAUUGGAUUUAGCCAGGAGGAGAUAUUCUCCAUCUUCACCAUCCUGGCGGUCGUCCUGAAGCUGGGUAAUCUUGUGUUCAUAUCCACGACGAACAUCGACGGUUGUGAAGGUUGUGAAAUUUCCAACGAAUACGAGCUGGAAGAAAUCGCUCAACUGCUGCAGGUGGACAGCCACCUGUUGUUCUACUGCCUGACGCGCAUCGGCGAAAACUGGGACCACAUCGAAACGGACGGGUCCGAGAUCGAUGCCAUGUACGCGUCCAAAAUCAAAGCCACCCUGUGCCGGACGCUGUACGGGCGCCUUUUUGCGCUGAUAGCGGCCCGCAUCAACGAGCAGCUCAAGCUCAAACAGUACGGUAUGGUGGCCAGUAGUACGGUACGGGGUCGCACCAUCGGGCUGCUCGAUUUCUACGGCUUCGAGGUGCUGGAGAAGAACUCGUUCGAACAGCUCGCCAUCAACUACUGCAACGAACGAUUGCAACAGCAUUACGUAAAAAAUGUGCUCAAAUAUCAGCAAGACUUGUAUAUGGCCGAGGGUCUUGACUGGAUCAAGAUUGACUACUUUGACAAUCAGCCGAUCUGUGAACUCAUCGAUAAACCGUGCUAUGGAGUGCUACAUCUGCUGGAUGAGCCACAGGUUAUCAACGAUGGCAUCCUGCUAACUCGGCUACACCAAUGCUGCACCGGGCAUACCAAUUUCCUCUCCAGAGAUCCCAGUUUGCCUUCGAAUGCUUUUCAAAUUCGUCACUUUGAAGGACCAGUGCUGUACUCGAGCCUCGGUUUCACGGAGAAAAACCUCGACCUACUGCCGAAGCAUGUCAGUGCCUGUCUGUACCAGAACUGCGAGCUGCCUAUAGUGGCCAGCCUGUUUCCGGAGGGAAAUCCAAAGCGGCACAGUGUCGGCCGCAAGCCCACCAGUCUCAGCACAACGCUCCGAACCUCGCUGCAAACGCUGCUGAAGCAGGUCGAACAGCGCUACAACCACUACAUCUUCUGCAUCAAACCGAACGAGCUGAAGCAGCCCAAAAUGUUCGAACUGGGUUUGGUGCAGCAUCAAGUUCGUUACAUGUGCCUAAUGCCACUGAUAAACCUCUGGCGAAACGGUCAUUACUUCAAUAUGGUGCAUUCGCGCUUCGUUCAACGCUAUAAACUGCUGUGCCAGUACACGUGGCCCCACUUCAGCGGGAGCAUGAUCGAUGGGGUGGCCCUGAUUGUGCGAAGCGUUCCUUUACCGGCGGCAGAGUUCACCAUCGGUCGCAAGAAGGUAUUCAUCCGGAGUCCACGAACAGUGUACGAGCUGGACGAGUUCCGGAAGGUACGACUCAACGAGCUGGCCGUGUUGAUCCAGAAAACGUAUCGGUGCUACACCAAACGGAAACGCUUUGUGGCACUGCGACGCAGCCAACUUGUAAUCGCCGGGUUCUGGAGGACGUGGCGGGAGCGGGAAAAUAUCCGGAUAGCAGAGUUCAAAAAACAGGCUAGAUGGGCAGUGCAAGUGAUUGCUCGAUUUUUUGUGCUGAUAAAGACUCGGGAGUUCCUGCUGACGUUGCUGCUUCGACUGCCCCAUGACAACAUGAGUCCCAUCUGCCAUGAUUGGCCUCCGGCACCGUCCUUCCUGGCCGAAACUUCCCAGCUGCUGCGGAACAUUUUCCAUCGAUGGCGAUGCUACAAGUACCGGAAGUCGUUCGAUCAGCCGGCCCGGAAUCGGAUGCGCGAGAAGGUCACGGCCAGCAUCAUCUUCAAGGAUCGCAAAAUUUCCUACCCACGAACGGUGGCCCACCCUUUUCACGGUGACUACAUCCGGCUGCGGCAGAACGUCCAGUGGAAGCGAGUUAGCUGCGAGCACAACGAUCAGUACGUGGUGUUUGCCGACAUGAUCAACAAGAUCACACGAUCCAGUGGAAAGUUCAUUCCCAUCCUGCUGGUUGUGUCCACAAACUCGAUGCUUCUGUUGGAUCAAAAAACGAUGCAGAUCAAGUAUCGGAUACCGGCCUCGGAGAUCUACCGGAUGUCUCUGAGUCCGUACUUCGACGACAUCGCGGUCAUCCACAUAAGAGCUGAUAACUAUAGUUCCAACAUGUCGGACCGAUCGGAGUCACCAACGGGGUGUCUAUUUCAGUCGGAGAUCGGCAAAAAGAAGGGCGACUUUGUGUUUCAAUCCGCUCACUCGAUCGAGAUCGUCACCAAGCUGUUCCUGGUCAUCCAAAAUGCCACCGCCAAAUCACCGGAAAUCGUCAUAAGUACCGAAUUCGAGGCCAACUUCGCCCAGCAGACGGUAGUGUUUACGUUCAAAUGUGGCGGCAUGCUGGACAGUCCCUACAGCAGCCAAACGCGGGUCCAGCGCAAGGGCAACCGGAUGGAGGUGAUCGUGUAACAAAGGGCCUCACCGGAGCGUGUUGGCUGCGGGACAAUCACCACGUGUCAACCACCACCGAAAGCGGACGGCCAUCAUCAUCUGGCGGCCAUGGGGCUGUUCGACUACGACGACGAGGACGGAAUGGAGUUUGGCGUGCGCGGUUUGGAGUUCGAUUGAUGAUCGUAAGGACACUCCCUUCAUUGUUACUCACACAAAUAUGUAUAGGCUCAUUAGAAAAGCAAUAAGCAAUAUGGUCGCAAAGAACUCGCUGCCAUCACGUGGUCACCAUCAGUGGGAAUUUUGACCCAACAAACAACACAACCGCAAAAUAUGAUAGAACGUUGGGAAGGAGCAAAAGUUCCUACGGACGGGAACAUGGCAUAAUGUAGUAAGAAAAUGAAAUUGAAAAAAAAAACAAAAAUAGCGGACGAUUCGGGUGUAACUUUGUCUACAACUUACAGGUGAAUGACAUAAAUCAAUUAAGGCAAACUACUAGCAAUUAAAAGAGGGAAAGAAAAAAAAACUUUAGGAACAUUACACAAAUUGAACACAUACACUCACUCAAAUACACACACAGACACACACAAAGUCAUAGAAGAAUAAUUCUAAAAACGAGUACCAUAUUGACAACAAACAACAACAGAAAAAUAGCAAUUGUAGCAUUACCUACACUCAGAGGAAAUCUUAUUAUAAAUUUCAUAAGAUACAUCUUAUGAACCACUUUUUUGUGUCCAAACUAAUUUUUCAUAAGAGUCUUAUGAAAUUCUUUCAAUUUUCAUACGAUGUUCUUUUGAAAAAUAGAAGAAACGGCAUUGUGAAAAAAUGAUGAACACAUUCAUUCAUAGCCUCAGUUUUUUUUUCAUCAUACUAUAACAGUACGAAGCAAUCGCCAGUUCAUAGUUAUUAUAGUUUUCCUUCAAUGUUAAAUGUUAUUGUUAUCUCCGGAAUGGUAAGUUCUUCUUCUUCUUCUUCUUCUUCUUCUUCUUCUUAUAAUCGAGCCUUCCGUCGGAGGACUCUAAUUGUAGGGCUCAGUUGCGAGACUACAUUGCCCUGUGAUUUUGUCGAACAUAUUUUGUACGUUGUGUGCAUUUGAAUCAAAUGGUAAGUUCGAUUUGCUGUUUUUGGUGUGAACGUUGAAUGCUAUUAGUAAACUAAAAUACAUUAUUUGUUUACUUUUCAGCAAGCUGAUCGGCAAAAAACGAAUGGUCGAAGAUUAAGAUGCGGCAAAAAAAAACUUUGAUGGAGCCGUCUGUUGAUGCGCUGCAGAUGGUGACAAUGAAGGAUUUAAUUUUAAACGAAUUUGGCAAACAAUAAAGUGAAUGUUUUCAGCAUGAAAUAUCGAGAAUUUUUCUUAUUAGAAAGUGAUUUACUGUUUUCAUAAGAAUCUCUUAUGAAAAGCAACAAUCUCUCAUUGAAGUAGGCGUUCAUCUUCAGAAUUCAUUCGCGUCAUAAGACAAUCUUAUGAAUUUCAUUAAUUUUUCUUAUGGCGCCACUUCAUAAGAGAAUCUUAUGGCAUACAUAAUAGUAUUUUUCUGAGUGUAGUACCAAUGAUGGACAGAUGGAAAGGGCGAAUGCUAUCAAUUUAACCAACACUUUUUGCGAUUCAACGAAAACUUUUUUCUUACUAUUCUUACUCGGUUGGUUAAACGAUGUUUUUAAUAUUACUUCUAAAGAAAACAUUCUCGGCUACAUUUAUUAAAUAAAAAAAUUUUCUUCGAAUGCGAUCAUUCGUGGCAUGUACUAAAAUACUGAAUAUGUAGUCGACGAAUCGCCAAAGAAGCAGUAUCUGAAGAUUAACCGGUAAUGUCGGUAAGGACAUUUAAAGGUUUCUGUCCUUUUUAGGAAAAUUUGCGACAUCGAUGGACGCUUUCUCAACGUACCCAAAUAAGAUUUUUCAAAGCCAAUCGAUGGACAUGUUCAAUGUGUUGUUAAAAUGAUUUCCAGUUGUUAAAUUUCGGAAGAUCGAGAAUAAUCUGUUUUUUUUUUAUCUCAUUUAAGGAAUUUUUUUUUCAUAUACGAUGAUACGAUAAAUAUAAAUUGAUUUAUAAUUUUAUUAAAAAAAAAACAAAAAUAAAGCAAUUCUAAGUUAGCCAGUUGACUUUAAAAUUCAAAGAAGCAGAAUUACUAUUGAAAUUGGAUUUUAUGCAGAAAAACUGCUUAAAAAACGAAGGAUAAAUCUUACAUCAGAAAAGUUGAUGAAGUGACAGUUUUUAAGUGAAAUAAAAAAAAAACCAAGCAACCAUACUGUGUAUAGUUAUAAUCGGAUUGACUCUGGCCAAAUUGUAAACAAAAAAAGAGGCAAUGUUAAACUAUAACAACGGCAAAAAUAGAUAAAUAUUAGAGUAUUAGGUUUGAAAUCGACAGUUUAAAAAAUAAAUAGAAUGUAUGAAAAUAAUUGAAAAAAUCGUAAUACCUAUUCCAGAACAUCUGCAGCUUGGAAAAAUGUAAGUGUUUGUGUUUAAACUUAUCUGUCGGAACAAAUAUCAAAUUUUUCUUUUGUCAAACCCGCCCUUUCCCCUUCAAAAUUUUCGAAAAACACGAGUUUUAAGAAUUUCAUGGAGUAUUUGAUAAAUCAAUAGAAUUUUCAAACAAUUUCAAAGGUAAAAAAGCAAACUGUAGCAGCUGGAAUUGUUUUUUUGAGCGUUUUUCGUAUUCGUAUUUUAUUCAAGUGUUUGAUGUGAAAUAGCUCGAAUUUUUUAUUCUGUUCAAUUAAGAUUGAAUGCAGUUUUGUUGCAUUCAAAGUUUUGUUAAAUUUGUUCCAAUUGUUUUUUUUUUUUUUGCAUUAUAUUUUAUUAUCCCUUCCUCCACCCAUCGAGAUGUCUCAACUCCAAGUGACAAAUAAAGGAUUUCAAAAUUGUUGCCGCCUUAUUACCCACUUUUCAGGGAUUUACACAGGCAAGCACACACAGACGCUUACAUUUUCGCCCUCUGAAAAUAUACGAAGAAUCAAGCUGACAAACGAUGCGGGCCGCCUCCCAAUAAUCGCAGUUGUGAAAAACUGAUAAAAAAAUAACUCAAUGACGCUUAUUACUAUGACAGAUAUAACUAGAUUCCAUAUUAAACUAUAAACAAACAAAGGAGAGAAAAAUUGUCAUCCGAAAAAGGAAAAACCUUAAUCACGUCCCCCAGCGAUAAAUAUACGAUUUCGGGGCGAAGAAAAGUAAUGACAAAUUAAUACCCAAUAGAGAAAAAAGUUGAUAUUAAACAGCAGCAGUCGAAUAAAAUGGAACUACACAGCCAUACAAGUAUAAGUAAUAAAAAAUAAUCAAAUAUUUGACUCGAUGAGUUUGAUCUGUUAGUUUAUUCCUUUUUUUUCUAGCAAAUUUCAUCAAUCUGACAAAAGAAGAUGAUACAAAAAAAUCAUUGGAACUAAAAACGUGUCAAGUUUAGAUGUUGUACAAAGUUUUAAUCAAAAUCCGAAAUCUUUAAUACAUAUUUCGUCUUGUAACAGGCAAUGUACCAUCGCACCAUAAAUGAUGAAAAAAUGUGCCAAAUAGCUACCUAAUUGUGAAUUGUACGAUUGGUAUCGGUAUUUUUGCGUGCCAAAUUUUCUAUAAGAUGGUAUGGAUUUUUUUCCUAUUACUAACAUGUAUACAGGUAGAAGAAAGUUAAAUAAAGUAAACGGAAACUGGCUUUAGGUUGAACAAAAUCGAGAUCUUCACUUGGCGCCAAUCGAGCGAGAGAUGUUAUUUUUAAACGAUUUAAACUUUUUUCUAUAAGAUCAAACUUUUUUAAAAUUAACAAAACGAAUUCAAACUCAAUAAAACGAAAAUCAUCAAAAGAGACAAAAAAACUUAAUCUUUGACGCGAUUGUAUGAGAGUCAUAUUAGCCCAAAUAUAGUCCUUACUCUAUUAAAACAAGAAAACCCAGAUAAGUAGAACAAUUUAGAGCAUAACUAAAAAAAAAUCAUAAAAAAAAACCAACAAAUA